CGCGACUGUUGCCCCGCGCCUGCAGGCUCUGUGUUCCGCCUGGCUCCGCGGCGGCCCGGCCCGAUGGCGCCUCAGCGGAGGGGACCACCCAGAGUCCCCGAGGGGAGCAGAGCAGCCGAGCGCCGGCGCACGAACAGACAUUCUUCUGUGCUCUUUUUGGCCCUGUGAUUUAAGUGGAUACGAUUCUUCACCAAGAAGGACUCGCUGCCUCGGGAGGCACAGACACCAUGCCUAAGGACUGUGGCCCUUGCGGUCAGCCUUGCUGUGGUCAUGUUCCUGCUCUGGAGUAGUCUUCAGGUCGAGGAUGAUGUUGCUGAAGUUGUAGCCCGUCGUGGUGAGGUGCUGGAAGGCAGAUUCAUUGAGGUUCCCUGCUCUGAGGACUAUGAUGGUCACCGAAGGUUUGAAGGCUGCACCCCCAGGAAGUGUGGCCGAGGUGUUACUGACAUGGUGAUCACCAGGGAGGAGGCGGAGCAGAUUCGCAGAAUAGCAGAGAAGGGGCUCUCCCUAGGUGGAUCGGAUGGAGGGGCGUCUAUUCUGGACUUGCACUCUGGGGCCCUGUCUGUUGGGAAGCACUUUGUGAACCUGUACAGAUACUUUGGGGAUAAAAUACAAAAUAUCUUCUCUGAGGAGGACUUCCGCUUAUAUAGGGACAUUCGGCAGAAGGUCCAGCUCACCAUUGCCAAAGCUUUUGGCAUCAGUGCCUCCUUGCUGUAUCUGACAAAGCCCACGUUCUUCUCGAGGAUAAACAGCACGGAAGCCCAGACGGCCCAUGAUGAGUACUGGCAUGCACACGUGGACAAGGUGACCUAUGGCUCCUUUGACUACACUUCGCUGCUCUACCUGUCGGACUACUUAGAGGACUUUGGUGGAGGACGCUUUGUGUUCAUGGAGGAGGGCUCCAACAAGACAGUGGAGCCCAGAGCCGGUCGCAUCUCAUUCUUUACCUCAGGCUCUGAGAACCUGCACCGGGUGGAGAAGGUCCUCUGGGGCACGCGCUAUGCCAUCACCAUCGCAUUCACCUGCAACCCCGACCACGGCAUCGAGGAUCCAGUACUCACGUAGCCAGCUGGGCUGGGUCCUGAGUCCCCUGUCUAGAAGCCUGUUGACGGCACCCUGGUGUGCCGCAGCCCUGUCAGUGAAGGCGCUCCUAAGCCAGCUGAGUGUGCGCUGCUGCGCUCACCCCUCCUCUUCCAGCCCAUUGCUGCUGUACACAGUGCCUUAUGAAUGAGCCUACAUUUUGACUUGCUGAUAUUUUAAUGUUUUCAUCUGUGAAUAAAUCAAGGCAGAAGCCUCUCCCCUGGUA
Meriones unguiculatus (Mongolian gerbil) is the source of this 1303-nucleotide messenger RNA. RefSeq names its product 2-oxoglutarate and iron dependent oxygenase domain containing 3 (gene Ogfod3). The transcript has 10 exons. Bases 271 to 1062 code for a protein of 263 amino acids. The record is from RefSeq and is a predicted model, not a curated record. Gene Ontology annotation, cellular component: membrane. Gene Ontology annotation, molecular function: iron ion binding; oxidoreductase activity, acting on paired donors, with incorporation or reduction of molecular oxygen; L-ascorbic acid binding. NCBI's taxonomy places the organism in Eukaryota, Metazoa, Chordata, Mammalia, Rodentia, Muridae.